UAGGUGGCGAUCACCCCCAGGUCUGUUAGGGGAGUGGUGGAUAACGGAGGGGACAGGGGGUGCUUCAUCCAUCCUGUGAUCCUGAUUGACAUCGCGCUGUUGGUAGGAGGUGUGCGGACAGGUAGUGCAUUCCUUGUGAAGCUCGCCAGAUGAAAUAGCUCGCCUCCUUGACUCCAGCAGUCCUUGGUGACGAGGUGAAUCUUGGUAAACUCCAGAUUGCCUUUCCAUUCAAUGCCUAACGUAGAGGUCGUCAGAGAAGCUAAUGGUUCUGGCAGAAACGAGGAGACGUCUACAGAGAAAUGUGAGAAGGACAAUCUCCAAGCCAAUGUGAAGACCUACAAUGUGGGAAGCUUGGGACCUGCUAAUGAGCGUCAUUAUCCUUGGGGAUGUCCAGUGACUCACACAAGAGAAAAGUUCUAUACUAUAUGUUCUGACUAUGCGUUGUUAAACCAAGCAACAUCCCUGUGCAAAACUUCCAGUUCUGCUAGCAGCACAAGUUCCCAGGAGAAACCCGGCUUUACCAACCCAUUGAAUUACAUAGAUCUUGCGGCUGGUGCUUCUGAUAGCCUAUAUAAUGAGGAUGCUAGCUUGGACUCUUUAUCCAGUGAUGUUGGGACAUAUCCUCUUGCCUGGGAAAUUGACACGUCAGACUUUAACACAAUGACUACGAAGUUAAAACCUAAAACCGGCGUAGCAAAACAAGCUCCAAAGAAGAAGCCUGACAGAAAGGUGAAGCCACUGAGGGAAUGCACACAACACUUUAUAGCAGAUGAGAUUAAGCAACGUAAAGUUCUAGAUCUCCGAAGAUGGUAUUGCAUCAGUCGGCCCCAGUACAAGACGUCCUGUGGUAUUUCCUCUCUAGUAUCCUGCUGGAACUUUCUGUAUAGCACUGUGGGAUCAGGAAGCCUUCCACCAAUCACUCAAGAAGAAGCUCUGCAUAUAUUGGGUUUCCAGCCACCCUUUGAAGAAAUUCGGUUUGGUCCUUUUACUGGAAAUACCACUUUAAUGAGAUGGUUCAGACAAAUAAAUGAUCAUUUUCACGUGAAGGGGUGUUCAUAUGUUCUUUACAAACCUCAUGGAAAAAACAAGACUGCUGGAGAGUCCGCUGCUGGAGCUUUGUCAAAGUUAACUCAGGGUUUGAAAGAUGAUUGCAUGGCCUACAUUUACCACUGCCAGAAUCAUUACUUUUGCCCUAUUGGAUUUGAAGCCACGCCAUUAAAAGCCUGUAAAGCAUACAGAGGUCAGAUGUUCCAGCAUGAAGUAGAAUACUGGAUAUUAAUAGGAGAGCCGAGCAGAAAACAUCCAACAAUUCACUGCAAAAAAUGGACAGACAUUGUUACAGAUUUGAACACACAAAAUCCAGAAUUCUUUGAUAUUCGACACACUGAAAGGGGCCUACAAUACAGAAAAACGAAAAAGACUGGAGGAAAUCUCCAUUGUAUAAUGGCUUUUCAAAGACUCAGCUGGCAAAGAUUUGGCCCGUGGACCUUUCAGCUUGGCAACCUGAGACCCGAUCCCCAGCCUUCAGCUCAAACAAGGAGAAUUCCUAAAUCUGAAAGUGAAGAUAAUGUGGCAAAGAAACAACACGGACGCCUGGGAAGGUCAUUCAGUACUGGCUUUCAGCAAGAGCUUGCAUGGAAGAGAAUGUGUAACGUCAAUGAGAGACGAGGCAGUGGCUCCCCGGAAAGCGAUACAGAUGGCGAUGGAACUGACUGACCUGAAAGUCAACAUUGAUUAUUCUAUUAGAAAUGUGUGCUAUUUUAUCAGUUCACAGCAAUAGUGUUGAAAUUAUGAACUUGUGUUUUAGAGGUAUAAGCACCACGCAUGUACCUCUUCUUUGUUAGUUUUGUUCAUUUCUGUUACACAUUGGUGUAGGCUGCUCAUGGUGUUGAAAUACUGUGGUCAUGACUGUGAUACUGUAUGUAUAACAAAGACUUUGCAUACUGAAUCUUGGCUAUGUUGCCUCAAAUCCAUGAAGCUGGGUAAACUCACACGGGCAGCCUGUUAGAAAACAAAAUCACUAUCUAAUCUAGGAAGCAUAUGGCCUGAUCUAAUAAAAAAUGUAAAUAAAAAAAAA
Messenger RNA from Rana temporaria (common frog), 2077 nucleotides. RefSeq names its product basic, immunoglobulin-like variable motif containing (gene BIVM). The coding region runs from base 232 to 1716 and encodes 494 amino acids. The transcript has 10 exons. Gene Ontology annotation, cellular component: nucleus. NCBI's taxonomy places the organism in Eukaryota, Metazoa, Chordata, Amphibia, Anura, Ranidae. Gene Ontology annotation, biological process: nucleotide-excision repair. The record is from RefSeq and is a predicted model, not a curated record. Gene Ontology annotation, molecular function: single-stranded DNA binding; DNA endonuclease activity.